This is a messenger RNA of Rhizophagus irregularis DAOM 181602=DAOM 197198, 918 nucleotides long. RefSeq lists its product as uncharacterized. Lineage: Eukaryota; Fungi; Glomeromycota; Glomeromycetes; Glomerales; Glomeraceae. The record is from RefSeq and is a predicted model, not a curated record.
AUGAACUUUGGGAAGUGUCAUCAAUAUCUUGACCCUAAAAAUUCCACGAGUGGACUUCAAUGUAAAUGUUUUAUGUUUCGCGCUACUGAAAAUGGAAAAUAUUUAUGUGCAUGUUGCGGUCAUGAUAGAAAUUAUCAUGAACCUCCAUCACAACAUUUUGAUUCCACGAAUAGAACUUCUAUACCCACAUCAAUUCAAUCCUCCAUUGCCGCACAAGAACCCGAUGAACUCAAUGUUGAAAAUUUUGAGAUUAAUGUUGAAGAAUUAAAUACACGAGUACGAGUUGAUCGCAAAAAUGUUUUUAAUGUGAUUAAUUUAUUUAAUGUAGGACCUAAGCCAAAAAUACCGAGAGGUAUUAAAAAAUUUAAAAAGAAGGGUAUUAUGAAUUCAAUACAAUUCAGCGAAGAUUCAAGCAAUGGAAUAAAGAGUGUAAUUGAAGCGGCUUUUCCAUGGUUGAAAAAUCGAAACUGGGUAUUUUUUCGUUGUGAUUCGACAUCAGUUCUCGUAGUAGCCGAUAUACCGGCGAAGGGUUGGAAUAUUAAAGCAUUAACAAAGAUUUCAGGUUGUCGAAAGAAGCUAUACAUUGGGGUAGUGUCUUCAUCUUCGGUCGAACUGGUCGACGAAAGUAAUAUGAUCAUCGACCAAGGUUCCUCAACCUCCGCAUCCACGAGCUCCUCAUCACAACCAGUACCGAUGAAUACCACGGAUUGUGGUGCCUUUACUAUGCCCUAUACUGGCAUCAUCGCCCCAACAAACUUUAUCGACCAAGGUUCCUCAACCUCCGCUACCAACUUUCAACCGAUAACAAACUAUCAACAAACAGAAAUAUAUCAGGAAAACUAUCAAUCAGCAACAAAUCUGGAGUCAAACUUAUUUGAUGCUUAUCGAAUCAUGAACCUAAAUCACCACAGGACUUAA